UCUUCUGAUCGACAUGAAGUUCCUUGCGGGUUAUUUUUUGCUGCUUCUUGGCUUUGCAGUGGCCCAUGAAGAUUCUGACUCUAAUGCUAAUCAUAAUGUAAUAAAUAUUAAUUAAACAACAUGCUAUGUUGUGAGAAGAAGAAUAAAGGAUUCUAUUAAAUGUGAACUUA
This is a messenger RNA of Drosophila sechellia, 170 nucleotides long. It is a transcript of the gene Sfp96F, whose product is annotated as Seminal fluid protein 96F. The transcript has a single exon. The record is from RefSeq and is a predicted model, not a curated record. Bases 14 to 115 code for a protein of 33 amino acids. NCBI's taxonomy places the organism in Eukaryota, Metazoa, Arthropoda, Insecta, Diptera, Drosophilidae.